Messenger RNA from Rhagoletis zephyria (snowberry fruit fly), 396 nucleotides. The record is from RefSeq and is a predicted model, not a curated record. NCBI's taxonomy places the organism in Eukaryota, Metazoa, Arthropoda, Insecta, Diptera, Tephritidae.
AUGAGCUGUCCGCUGGGCCUGGCCUACGACGAGCUGACGGGCACUUGCAACUGGCCGGACAUGGUGGAGGGCUGUCGGAGCGAGGAGAUGCUCCGCUUCACCUGUCCCGACCCCUACGAGAAUGACAUCCUCGACUACGGCGACCCCCGCUACCCCACCAGCGACUGUCGCAAGUUCGUCGUCUGCGUCCUCACCGACCUCUACGGCAGUCGCACGCCCCGGCUGCUCGGCUGCGAGGAGGGGCUGGUCUUCAACCCGAUCACCAAGGCCUGCGACUACCCGGAGAAUGUGCCCUCUUGUGCCAACUACUACGACUCCAAUCCGGCGGCCUUGGCCUCCAACCGCUACCGACGAGCGCAGGUGUCACUGCCGAAGAAGCGACGAAGUCGACACUGA